Molecule: messenger RNA, 1958 nt
Organism: Zeugodacus cucurbitae (melon fly)
Lineage: Eukaryota; Metazoa; Arthropoda; Insecta; Diptera; Tephritidae
Product: pickpocket protein 19-like
Exons: 8
Coding region: 33-1874 (613 amino acids)
Biological process (GO): sodium ion transmembrane transport
Cellular component (GO): membrane
Molecular function (GO): ligand-gated sodium channel activity
Source: RefSeq, a predicted model, not a curated record
CGCAAGUAAUUAGGACUCUUACGCGGCACAUUAUGGUCGGCAUCGGACCGCCAUUCAACGACGAGAAAAUGGUUUAUCCAGCACGCUUUCAGGCGCCACAAGCGAACGCGCUGCAGCUGUCCUACUCACCGCAGCACUCGCCGGUGCCGGAGAAGCCGCGCAUGAUCCUACAGCUGCCUUCGUGGAAGACCAUACGGCGCACGGCUGGCGAGUUCAGCGCCUCCGCCUGGGAGCUGGCCUUCCGCUUCGGUCAGAGCACGACAAUACACGGCGUCAAUCGGUUGUUCAACAGGCGCGCCGGGAAGUACGAGCGCUGCGUCUGGUUCCUAACCGUCAUGCUGGCACUACUCGGUGCCAUUUACGUCAGUCAUUUACUCUCCGAGCGCUUCACUGAAGGCCGCCUGGAGACUGUGGUGGACAGCACGCGUUGGCCCGUCUAUCACAUACGCUUUCCGGUGGUGUCCAUUUGCAAUGUGAACCAGCUGAAUUGGCAGCGGCUGGAUGAGGCCAAGCAGCGUUAUCUCAAACCCGAUGUGACGCCGGAAAAUGAAGAACUCUUCGAGCUGCUCAUGGCCAGUUUUGAUAGCGUAAAAUUUGCGGGUUUUCAGAGCUUUAUGAACUUUCAAAACAUCUCCGUCGAUGCGCUGAAUUAUGUCAACUUUACUGAAGUUAUGGUCUUCAUGACUUGGCGUUGCGAGGAGUUCUUGAGCCGCUGUGUAUGGAAUCAUUUUCCCAUGAACUGUUGUGAUAUCUUCUCCUUGCGACGCAGCAAAAAUGGUCUUUGUUGGUCUUUCAACACAUUGGAAACAGAUGAGGGGCGUCAGCGGCAAAAGGUAGACACACUGUGGCCUUGGCAUACCGGCGCCGCUGGUCCGGGUAGUGGACUCAUCGUACGAGUAAAUGUCAAUCCAGAGAAACAUUAUCCGAGAAGCAUCAACGAGAAAGGUGUAAAUGUUAUGAUCGCCGAGCCAAGUGUGUGGCACAAGGAUCCCAUGAACGUACCGGAAAACACGCACACAAUGAUCGAAGUGGAGCCCGUCGUGUAUUUCUAUGACAAUAACACGCGUGGAUUAGGCUCUAAAUUAAGAGAGUGCAUUUUCGAUGACGAAGGGAACGCAAAGGAUUUUCGCACACUUCAUGGUUACGUUUAUAUGAUUGAAAAUUGCCAAUCGGAGUGCCAUCAACAGUACUUGGUGAAAUUUUGUAAUUGCACAUUGGAUUUGCUAUUUCCACCUGGACCCUACCCCAGCUGUCAGGCGAAGGACCUGUUGUGUUUGGCGAAGAAUAACGAUCGCUUUGUAUACUCUCAUCGCGAAGAGGAAGAGUUGUACGUGCGCAACUAUCAUGAGGGCAUGGUUUGUGAGUGUUUCCGCAAUUGCUACUCGCUCAACUAUAUGGCGGAUGCGCGUCCAUCAUUCCUAUCGCCGGAAACGCGCGGCAAUCACUCAUAUGUUGAUUUGGAUAUACAUUUCCGUUUCGAGACAAUGAUGGUUUAUCGCACGAGUUUAAUCUUCGGUUGGGUGGACUUGAUGGUCGCCUUCGGUGGCAUUGCUGGGCUCUUUCUCGGCUGCUCGCUCAUUAGCACCAUGGAGCUGGCUUACUUUCUGCUCGUCGAUCUGCCCACCUUUGUGCUGCAAAAAUAUCGCAGCAAUAAAAGUAAAAUGCAGCAAAAUGAGCAACGGCCAGGCGUUGGACCCAUGCAACAGUUACAAGUAAAAAAUAAUAAUUUGAAGCAAAUGCAACAAUUCAAUAUGAAAAGCCAGCUAAUACAACCACAAAGCUACGAGAGUCUAUACAAUAAUACCAAAUUGAACAGAAAACUGCCGCUUAUCACCGACUGGCAGGCGCCACAAAUCGCUAAAAUACACUACUAGCGCAGCUUAUAUAGAAAAUAAAUGGAAUUAAUCCACAAAAAGUAUAUAAAUGUUAUUAUGAUAUAAAAAAUAGAAAUUAAUAUU